This is a messenger RNA of Encephalitozoon hellem ATCC 50504, 2301 nucleotides long. Its product is annotated as ATP-dependent DNA helicase RecQ. The transcript has a single exon. The record is from RefSeq and is a predicted model, not a curated record. NCBI's taxonomy places the organism in Eukaryota, Fungi, Microsporidia, Unikaryonidae. Gene Ontology annotation, biological process: double-strand break repair via homologous recombination; DNA replication. Gene Ontology annotation, molecular function: nucleic acid binding; 3'-5' DNA helicase activity; four-way junction helicase activity. Gene Ontology annotation, cellular component: chromosome; cytoplasm; nucleus. The coding region runs from base 1 to 2301 and encodes 766 amino acids.
AUGAACGGUGGGAAGUAUGAAAUGGAGUCUGAUGAGUUUUUUAUUAAUGCUGUUCUAGAGGACCGAGAGAUCAACGAGUUUUCCUGGGAGUUUAGCGAGAUAACAAGCAAUUCUGAUGUAAGAGGUAGCACAAGAAUUGAAAGAGGGGCGGAUUCUGACAGUGAUGUAGAGUUUAUAGACAGGAUGGACAUUGAAUCGCCUCUGUGGGAAAGGAAUGCGGAAGAUGACACGUCCUCUGGGAAUGGGCUGAAGAAGAACCUAGGAAAACUAGAGUUGAAAGGAACGGACGAAGGGUCUGUCCUGAGAAAGGCAGAUGCAUGUUUGAGGAGCAUGCUUGGAAGCAAGGGCAUAGGUGAGGGGGCAAGGAGUGAGAAGAGUGCUGUGGAUUAUGAGUACUACUCAUCGCUUGGAGAAGGUGUUUCCGACAUCAGUGUUGUUUCUGGUGGGGAGAUAGAGUAUUCCAGUGAUAUUGAAAUACUAUCAUUAGAGGAGGAGAAGAAAGGGAUAGUGGAGAAGUUUUCUGACUCAUGCAGCCUUAACAAUGACUGUAUCAGAACAACGUUUCUCAGGUCAUCUAUGGAAGACAAAGGAGAUGUGGAUGAUUCAUUUCCGGUGCACAUUCUGGAAGAGUCUUCCUUGUCAUCCUGUGAAUCUGACGAGCCAAGGUCUAUAGAGGAGUUCUAUCUUCGUGAGGUUUUCAAGAUGAAAGAGUUCAGAAUGAACCAGAGGGAGGUUAUACAGGCAUGCCUGUCUGGAAAGGAUGUGUUUGUGCUGAUGCCUACUGGAGGAGGGAAGAGUAUCUGCUACCAGCUGCCGGCUCUUGUGUAUGAGGGGAUUACCAUUGUUGUAAGCCCUCUUCUUUCGCUUGUGCAGGACCAGAUUCGGAAUCUGCUAGAGAAAGACAUCCUCGCGCUUCCUAUCAACUCUAAUCUAAGUAGGACGGAAAGAAGCCUUGUUUUUGAGGUUUUGGGAAGCGAAGAGUUGAUAUGCAAGAUAUUCUAUGUGACACCCGAGCUCAUUGCAAAGAGUGGGCACUUCCACGACGUGGUGUCUGGGCUGGUGAGAAGGGGAAGAUUGAAAAGAUUUGUGAUAGAUGAGGCACAUUGUGUUAGCCAGUGGGGACACGACUUCCGGCCUGACUACAAGGAGCUUGGAAGCAUAAGGGCGAGAUAUCCUUCUGUACCGAUCAUAGCAUUAACUGCCACUGCAACAAAGAAGGUUGAGCUUGACAUUCUAGAGAAUCUUGGGAUCCGGGGAUGUGAGACAUUUAAGAUGAGCUUUAACAGGAGCAACCUGAGAUACGAGGUGAGGGCGAAGACAAGCACUGUUGAGCUAGAUAUUGUGAGUUUUGUUCAGACACACUUUCCUGAUUGCUGUGGAAUAAUAUAUUGCACGUCAAAGAAGGAAUGCGAAAUGAUCAGCGACAGAUUGAAAAAGUACAUGAAGACUGCGUUUUACCACGCAGGCCUCAGUAAGAACGAGAGAAACAGCGUUCAAGAGAAGUGGAACAAAGGAGAGUUUAAGGUGAUUGUUGCCACGAUAGCAUUUGGGAUGGGGAUUGACAAGAAGGACGUGAGAUUUGUCAUCCACUAUUGUAUACCAAAGUCGCUUGAGGGGUAUUACCAGGAGACUGGGAGGGCAGGAAGAGAUGGCCUAGAGAGUGUGUGUGUACUAUUCUAUACGUAUGGAGACAAGAAGAAGAUCAGCUUCAUGAUUGAGAAGGGGGAUGGAGGAUAUGAGCAGAAGCAAAGGCAAAGAGAGGAUCUGGAGGCUGUUAUCCAGUUCUGCGAGAAUAAGACUGAUUGUAGAAGGAUGCAGGUACUAGCGCAUUUUGGAGAGAAGUUUGAUCCUCAGAUGUGUAAAAAGACGUGUGACAAUUGUAGAAGAGAGGCCAUUGUCAAAAAGGACUAUAGCAAGGAGGCACGCGAUUUGAUUCUUCUUGUCUAUACGAGCAAUCGGAUUACACUGUGCCAGGCUGUGGAUGUGUACAAGGGAUUGUCGAAUAAAAAGAGCAGAGAGUAUUCUGAAAGUGAGUACUAUGGGAAGGGGAAGUAUCUGAAGAAGACGGCCAUAGAGAGGAUUCUUCGAAGUCUCAUAAGUCAGGGAUACAUCCAAGAAAAAAUAGAGUUUAUGGAAAGGAGGUUUUCGUGGUCUUAUCUUGUGGCCAGGAGGACGCGGAUUGAGAGGCUUGAGCUAGACGAGGAGGAGGAAGAGGCUAGCAAGACGCCUCGGGAUAGGAAGAGAAAAGAUGCCGCAAAGGGGGUGGGAAGUAGGAAGACUACGAAAAAGAUUAAAAGAUGA